AUGCCAGCCUAUCAUUCUAUUUUGACGGAUUCUACAGUAUCUGUAGGAAACCUGGCCUUAUUGCCGGUACGAACCAAAUUCCGAGGACCAGCCCCCACAGACCCAAAGCUAGAAUUAGAUAUAAUUGACGAAGCAAUAAAUUAUUUCAAGUCUAACGUAUUCUUUAAAUUUUAUGAAAUCAAGUCUAACUCGGACAGACUUCUUAUUUAUUUGACGCUGUAUAUAACAGAAUGUUUGAAGAAACUGCAGAUGUGUUCUGACAAGAAACAAGGGCAAAGUGAAAUGUAUAUACUUGCUAUAUCCAAGUUUUAUAUUCCUGGGGAACCUGGAUUUUCAUUGAAUUCAGUUUAUGCAAAACCGCCAAGUCCCCAAGAAUCUGAUUUGAUGAGGCUAUAUCUUCAGCAACUGAGACAUGAAACUGGAGAAAGGAUCUGUGAGAAGCUUAUUAAUGUCCCACUCCUCGGCACAGGUCGUAGAAUGGGUUUCCCGAGUAGGUGGUGGCUAUACGGACUACCGCCACUAGUGAUGAAAACCAAGACUGACGACCUAAAACUAAAAUUCUUAUGCGAACCUGGUGAACUGGAGUCAUGCAUAGACCUAGCAACGAGAGAGUCAUACUAA
Leptosia nina is the source of this 621-nucleotide messenger RNA. NCBI's taxonomy places the organism in Eukaryota, Metazoa, Arthropoda, Insecta, Lepidoptera, Pieridae. The record is from the annotation of a GenBank genome assembly.